GUCUGAAGUGAAAGGAGAAGAAGAAAGCGAGCUGCUUCUCCGUGAAAACCUUUCGGAAGGUCUUAUACACACAUGAUUCUUCAAAGUAUCCGGCGUUUACCUUGAUGACGCUUUGCACACUACUGGCAUUAUCUUAACCAGCUUCAUGAGGUGGAAUGCUUUUCAGUUAACAGCUGUGGCUCUUCAAAAGAAUUUCUGGUCUAGAUAUGAACAGCACCCUGUUACAAGCUGAUGUCUGGAAGAAGCCCUAGUAGUGAGGAAAAGACUUCUGGUAUUAUCUCCAAAAAUACAACUAACAGAGAAAUGCCUAAAAUAAUCGACCUCAACUCAAACUGUGGGAAGAGUUUUACGCAAACAGAUCAUCUCCGAAAACACCACUGCGUCCCUACAGGAGAGAAACCGUAUCAAUGCUCACAGUGUGGAAAGAGUUUUACUCAACAGAGUAGUCUCCAAAUACACCAACGCAUUCACACAGGAGAGAAGCCAUAUCACUGCACGCAAUGUGGGAAGAGUUUCACUCAGAGGGGCAAUCUUCAACAACACCAACGCAUUCACACUGGAGAGAAACCGUAUCGCUGCACGCAGUGUGGAAAGAGGUUUACUCGACAAAGUACUCUACGCCAACACCAGUGCGUUCGCACCGUGGAGAAGCCGUAUCACUGUGCACAGUGUGAAAAGAGUUUCACUCGACAAAGUACUCUACACCAACACCAGCGCAUUCACACUGGAGAGAAGCCACAUUACUGCACACAGUGUGGAAGGAGAUUCGCUCACCAAAGUACUCUACAGCGACACCAGCGCAUUCACACUGGAGAGAAGCCGUAUCACUGCUCGCAGUGUGGAAAGAGUUUUUCUCAACAAAAUCAUCUACAGCGACACCAGUGGAUUCACACAGGAGAGAAGCCUUAUCACUGCUCGCAGUGUGGAAAGAGUUUUACUCAACAAAGUCGUCUACAGCAACACCAGCGGAUUCAUACAGGCGAGAAGCCGUAUCACUGCUCUCAAUGUGGAAAGCGUUUUACUCACCAAAGUCAUCUACAGCAACAUCAUUGGAUUCACACAGGAGAGAAGCCGUAUCACUGCUCGCAGUGUGGAAAGAGUUUUACUCAGCAAAGCACUCUUCAACAACACCAGCGCAUUCACACCGGAGAGAAGCCCUAUAUAUGUUCGCAAUGUGGAAAGAGUUUCACUCAGAGGGGCAAUCUUCAACAACACCAGCGCAUUCACACUGGAGAGAAACCAUAUCAUUGCUGUGAGUGUGGGAGGAGUUUCAAUCGCAAAAGUCAACUCCAACACCAUCGGUGUGUUCAUUACAAGCUGAUGUCUGGAAGAAGCUCUGGUAAUGAGGAAAAGACUUCUGAUAGUAUCUCCACAAACCUCACUAACAGAGAAAUGCCUAAAAUAAUCCACCCUGACUCAGACUGUGAGAAGAGUUUUACUCAAACAAGUCAUCUCAGAAAACACCAACGCAUCCCUACAGGAGAGAAAUCAUAUCAAUGCCCACUGUGUAGAAGGAGUUUUGCUCAACAGAGUCAUCUGCAAACACACCAACGCAUCCACACAGGAGAGAAACCAUAUCACUGUUUGCAAUGUGGAAAAAGUUUCACACAGCAAAGUACUCUACAACAACACAAACGCAUUCACACCAGAGAUAAACCAUAUAUCUGCUCACAAUGUGGAACGAGUUUCACUCAGAGGGGCCAUCUUCAACGACACCAGCGCAUUCACACUGGAGAGAAACCGUACCACUGCACGCAAUGUGGAAAGAGUUUUACUCAACAAAGUGCCCUUCAGCGACACCAACGCAUUCACACGGGAGAGAAGCCGUAUCACUGCUCACUGUGUGGAAAACAUUUUGCUAACAACACCACCCUCCAGAUUCACCAGCGCAUUCACACUGGAGAAAAACCGUAUCGGUGCUCUCACUGUGGAAGGUGUUUUACUGAGUAUGGUACUCUCCAACGACACCUGCGCAUCCACACUGGAGAAAAACCAUAUCACUGCUUAGAAUGUGGAAAGAGUUUUAAACAACAAACUGCUCUCCAGCAACAUCAACGCAUCCACACUGGAGAGAAGCCAUAUCACUGCACGCAAUGUGGGAAGAAUUUUAAACUCCAAACUGCUCUCCAGCAACAUCAACGCAUCCACACCGGAGAGAAGCCAUAUCAUUGCACACAAUGUGGGAAGAAUUUUAUUCAACUAGGUCAUCUCCAACAACACCAGCGCACUCAUAAAGGAGAGAAAGCAUUUGAUUCCACAGUGUGGGAUGAGUUUUACUCAACAGAAUCAGUUCCAACAUCAGUGCAUUCAGUGAUGUACUCCGCAACACCAAGACAUGAGCCAGAAAGCUAUAACUUGGUCACAACUGGGUUUUCCAGCAGGACAGUGAUCCAAGUCAAACCUCCAACGUUUAAAGGGGGGAAAAAAAAGGCUCAAAGAGGAAAUGGGGAAAAAAUUCCAACAAAGUAUUAUAAGAAGCUUGUGGAUGGCUACCAAGAAUUUGAGUCAAGAUUUUCUGGUCUAGAUAUGAACAAGGCCCUGCUACAAGCUGAUGUCUGGAAGAAUGAGGAAGAGACUUCUGAUAGUAUCUCCGCAAACCUCACCAACAGAGAAAUGCCUAAUAUAAUUCACUCUGACUCAGACUGUGGGAAGAAUUUUACUCAAACGGAUCAUCUUGGAAAACACCACCACAUCCCUACAGGAGAGAAACCGUAUCGAUGUUCACUGUGUGGAAAGAGUUUCACUCAACAAAGUAGUCUUCAAACACACCAGCGCAUCCACACAGGAGAGAAGCCGUAUCACUGCACACAAUGUGGAAAAAGGUUUAAUCAGCAGAAUUCUCUCCAGAAGCACCAGCGCAUUCACACAGGAGAGAAACCGUAUGGCUGCUCGCUGUGUGGAAAGAGUUUUACUCAACAGUGUACUCUUCAACGACACCAGCGUGUUCACACUGGAGAGAAACCGUAUCGCUGUUCGGAAUGCGGGAAGAGCUUUACUGAAAGAGAUGAUCUCCAACGACACCAGCGCAUUCACACAGGAGACAAACCGUAUAUCUGCUCGCAGUGUGGGAAGAGUUUCACACAACAAAGUCAUCUACGGCAACACCAGCGUGUUCACACCGGAGAUAAACCCUAUCAGUGUUUGGAGUGUGAGAAGAGUUUCACUGAGAGGAGCCAUCUUCAGCGACAUCAGCGCAUUCACACAGGAGAGAGGCCGUAUCACUGUUUCCAGUGUGGAAGGCGUUUUAUUUCCCGGAGUAUUCUCCAGCAACACCAACGCACUCACACAGGGGAGAAGCCAUAUCACUGUAUGCAAUGUGGAAAGAGUUUUACUCAACAAAGUACUCUACAACAACACCAGCGCAUUCACACUGGAGAUAAACCGUAUCACUGCUGUGAGUGUGGGAGGAGUUUCAACCGCAAUAGUCAACUCCAACGCCAUCGGUGUGUUCAUUUAGGAUAUUUUUUCACUCCACAACAGCCUGUGGCUAGUAAGCAAGAGCGAUAUGAAGAAAAGUCAUCUGAUAAUUGGAGAUUUUCUGGUCUAGAUAUGAACAAGGCCCUGCUACAAGCUGAUGUCUGGAAGAAUGAGGAAGAGACUUCUGAUAGUAUCUCCGCAAACCUCACUAACAGAGAAAUGCCUAAUAUAAUUCACUCUGACUCAGACUGUGGGAAGAAUUUUACUCAAACGGAUCAUCUUGGAAAACACCAGCGCAUCCCUACAGGAGAGAAACUGUAUCGAUGCUCACUGUGUGGAAAGAGUUUCACUCAACAAAGUAGUCUUCAACGACACCAGCGCAUCCACACAGGAGAGAAGCCGUAUCACUGCACACAAUGUGGAAAAAGGUUUAAUCAGCAGAAUUAUCUCCAGAAGCACCAGCGCAUUCACACAGGAGAGAAACCGUAUGGCUGCUCGCUGUGUGGAAAGAGUUUUACUCGACAGUAUACUCUUCAACGACACCAGCGUGUUCACACCGGAGAGAAAUCAUAUCAGUGUUCGGAAUGCGGGAAGAGCUUUACUGAAAGAGAUGAUCUCCAACGACACCAGCGCAUUCACACAGGAGACAAACCGUAUGUCUGCUCGCAGUGUGGGAAGAGUUUCAAACAACAAGGUCAUCUACAGCAACACCAGCGUGUUCACACCGGAGAUAAACCCUAUCAGUGUUUGGAGUGUGAGAAGAGUUUCACUGAGAGGAGCCAUCUUCAGCGACAUCAGCGCAUUCACACAGGAGAGAGGCCGUAUCACUGUUUCCAGUGUGGAAGGCAUUUUAUUUCCCGGAGUAAUCUCCAGCAACACCAACUCACUCACACAGGAGAGAAGCCAUAUCACUGUAUGCAAUGUGGAAAGAGUUUUACUCAACAAAGUACUCUACUACAACACCAGCGCAUUCACACUGGAGAUAAACCGUAUCACUGCUGUGAGUGUGGGAGGAGUUUCAACCGCAAUAGUCAACUCCAACGCCAUCGGUGUGUUCAGUAACAUCAGUGGGGGAAAAACUUCAUUUAUCUACUUUUAUUCAAGAGCACAAAGACACAGCCAAUAGCCAAUUAUACAAACCUCAAGAAUGUUCAUUUGAAUUUUAGCAUUUAGGCUUGAGAUUUAAAUUAGGAGUGGGAAGAUUGAUCGGUUUUAGAUUGGAAUGGGCCAAAAAAUUGGACUAAAUAUGGGAUCCGUGAUUAGGCCAUAUUUAUUUUAUCUGACCUAAUAUAAUUAACAUGAGUCAGAGCUUGCUGUGUGUGCUGAGGGUUGAAUGGAAAAACCCACACCUGCAACCACCACCUCUGUGAGAUUACAGUAUGCAUGUAACAUUCCUGCGUUGCAACAAUCAUUUAACAAUUUGCUGCUAUUUUUGGCAGAAAGCCUAUGUAAAAAUAUUUAAGGCCAAAAGCAUAAUGUGUGUUGGUUACAGAAAUUAUUUUAACUGACUGCACUGUAUCAGCAUUGUAGAAUGCUGAUGAGGCCAUCUCUAAUUUAAAUGAUUUGGUAAAUAGUGGUGUGUAGUUCACAGACAAGUCAUUGCUUUUGAACAACUCUUCAGUGAAUCAUUUAUACAAGUUCAUUUAUUGUUCACAUGAAUUGUUCAUACCAGCACAACUGAGUUUUGUUUUUUUUUCUAAUUCAGCUGCUCCCAGUCAAGUGCAUGCAAUCGGUCGGAAACCUUUGGUAUCACGACAUAGUGUGCACAGCUAAUAACAAACAAACAGCAAGAACAUGUGGUGCGUCUCUCUCUGUCUCGUAUAUUGCUGCAGUGAUAUGGCCACUCGGAUGGCCACAUAGCUGAAAGCUUUUUUCCAGCCAUCAAAGCUUCUAGGGAACAUUACAGUAGUAGUUUCCCGUGACCUUCAACUGGAUUACUAUAGAGGGUUUUCUCCUCUCAACUAUUCAUACCUAUGAGCAAUUUAGAGUAGCCGGUUAACCUAACCACGUCUUUGGACAGAGGGGGAAACCAGAGCACCCAGAGGAAAACAUGAGGUUUGAACCCAGAACCUUCUUCCCAUGAGGCAAAAGAGUUAACCACUGCACCACAGUGACACCUUCCACAUGGAUUAAUACACCCAAAAAAUAGGUUGCAGUAAUGUCAGUCUUUUAAGAAUAGACUAAAGCUACAGUCAAAUCAAGUUUAUUUGUACAG
Messenger RNA from Neoarius graeffei (lesser salmon catfish), 5632 nucleotides. RefSeq names its product zinc finger protein 850-like. The coding region runs from base 232 to 4479 and encodes 1415 amino acids. Lineage: Eukaryota; Metazoa; Chordata; Actinopteri; Siluriformes; Ariidae. The transcript has 9 exons. The record is from RefSeq and is a predicted model, not a curated record.